Molecule: messenger RNA, 976 nt
Organism: Medicago truncatula (barrel medic)
Lineage: Eukaryota; Viridiplantae; Streptophyta; Magnoliopsida; Fabales; Fabaceae
Product: transcription factor MYB8
Exons: 3
Coding region: 58-753 (231 amino acids)
Source: RefSeq, a predicted model, not a curated record
UUGAGCUCAUUCAUAUAAUCAACUUUGAUUCGAAGAAAUAUAACAAAAUAUUACAACAUGGUUAGAGCUCCUUAUUUUGACAAAAAUGGAACAAAAAAAGGUGCAUGGAGUAAGGAAGAGGAUGAGAGACUUAUUGCUCACAUUGAGAGACAUGGCCAUCCUAAUUGGCGUCAACUUCCCAGAGUUGCAGGUUUGGCAAGAUGUGGAAAGAGUUGUAGGUUGCGUUGGAUGAAUUAUCUGAGGCCAAAUCUAAAACGAGGGAACUAUACACAGAAGGAGGAACAAAUGAUCAUGGAAUUGCAUAAAAAGCAUGGAAAUAAAUGGUCUCUUAUAGCUGAAAAUCUACCUGGAAGAUCUGACAACGAGAUAAAGAAUUACUGGCACAGCCACCUACAGAAAUUCUCAAAGUGCAAUGACUCUAAGCUCACACAAGAGAUUGAAAGUCCAAAAACGACAAGUGAAGUUGUUAGUGUUGAUUCUCACCACAUUUUGGAAAGUUCAUUUUCAAUGUCUUCUGAAAUGUCCUACCCUAAUAAUAAAGUCAAUUCCCCUUCAAUUUCCUCUAGUCAUGUAGAAUCAAACAUGGACUUCUACAAAAGAGAUCAAGAUAGUGUUGUUUCUUGGGAAACAUGGGAUGGAUUCAGUAAUAAUUUUUGGACUGAACCGUUUGUUUAUGAAAAUGCAUUAGGUCAAGAUUACUUUCCCAUUUCAUGUUAUGAAGAAGAGGUAGAGGAUCCAUUUGUUUUAUGGUAGCGCAAAUGUGUAAUACUCUCUGUGAUCUUAUUUAUAAAAAAUAUUUGGGUCAACAAAAGUUGAUGUAUGUGGUUCUAAAUAUGGACGAGAAACAUCCACUUUUAUUGAUCAAUAUUUCUCUUAUAAAUAUAGGAUCGGAGGGAGUAUAUAUUUUACUUCAAUGGUGACGCUAAAGUUUACAUGUUACACCCGGUAAAUAAUAGAAAGCAAAUAUUAGGUUGUG